AUGUCGAAAUCACAAUCAAACAUCUUGCAAGUAGUUGGGGUUGCAGCGUACGUAGGAAGUGAUGGACCGGGGCAAUCAGGCGCCAUAAUGCUCAAGGCGAUCGACACUGUGAAUCGCGAGAAGAAAAACAACCCACAAUUGAUAAAUGCUCCUGUCAGCGAUACCUCAGGCGUACUACCGCCUCCCGACGGUGGACUUCACGCCUGGGCUCAGGUUGUCUCCGGUCACUUCGUCGUAGCCCUGACUUGGGGCUAUGCCGCCAGUUUCGGGGUCUUUCGAAACCACUAUAAAUCAACAAUACCGCAGACCCCUUCCGAUAUAUCAUGGAUCGGCGGUGUCCAGGUUUUCUGUAUUUAUUUCAUCUCGACGUUAUCUGGUCGUGCAACAGACGCUGGAAUGGCAAGACUGGUGGUAGGAGUAGGCGCGGCCCUACUGCUUCUCGGCACCUUCAUGACUAGUCUGGCUACGAAAUACUGGCAGAUCUUUCUGGCGCAAGGGAUCUGCACUGGUAUUGGUCAGGGUCUCAUGUGGUUGCCCAGUAUUACAUUGAUCUCGACGUACUUUGUGCGCCUGCGUGUCUUUGCUGUUACGGCCGCUGCCACGGGAACAAGUACGGGGGGCAUGAUCUUUCCGGCAAUGAUUCAGCAUCUAACCCCAAAGAUCGGGUUCCCAUGGGCUGUCCGGUGCAUGGGAUUUGUUGUCCUCUUCAUGGUAAUAGUUACCCUAGCGCUUCUGCGUCCUCGCCUGCCACCGCGGAAGUCAGGACCACUGGUCGAAUGGGGCGCCUUUAAGGAGCCUGCCUAUAUGCUCUUUAUCUUCGGGGUCUUUCUGUUAUACUGGACCCUAUAUUUUGCCUUCUUCUAUAUACAAGUGUACGCCACCGAGGAGCUCGGACUCUCUGAAGAAGCCGGUGUCAAUUUAAUCAUUGUCACCAAUGCCCUUGGAAUUCCCAUCUGUCCUGCCUUCGGCUAUCUGGCCGAUCGCUAUAUCGGUCCGCUCAAUUGUCUAAUUCCUUGGGUAGCCCUGUGUGGCAUUCUGAUGUUCUGCUGGGCCGCCGUCCAUACUGUGGCCGAGCUAUACGUCUUUGCGGUAUUCUAUGGGCUGGCAUCAGCGGCAGCCAUGGACUUAUUCGCCGGCACUGUCCCUUCGCUGACAAAAGACCUCGACAAAAUCGGCACUCGAGUCGGCAUGGCGCUAUCAAUCAUGAGCGUCGGGCCAUUGACCGGCCCAUCCGUGGCGGGGGCGUUGAUAGCGCGCACAGGGGGCGGCUAUCUGGCGUCGCAGAUGUGGGCAGGGGCAACCUUGAUCGUGGCAGCUUUGGCCCUUGUGGGGGCACGAUUCAUAAUAUCGGGACCACAUCUCCAAGCUAAACUUUGA
Messenger RNA from Aspergillus oryzae RIB40, 1377 nucleotides. RefSeq lists its product as uncharacterized. Bases 1 to 1377 code for a protein of 458 amino acids. Gene Ontology annotation, molecular function: transmembrane transporter activity. The transcript has 5 exons. Gene Ontology annotation, biological process: transmembrane transport. The record is from RefSeq and is a predicted model, not a curated record. Gene Ontology annotation, cellular component: fungal-type vacuole membrane. NCBI's taxonomy places the organism in Eukaryota, Fungi, Ascomycota, Eurotiomycetes, Eurotiales, Aspergillaceae.